This is a messenger RNA of Leptonychotes weddellii (Weddell seal), 4419 nucleotides long. Lineage: Eukaryota; Metazoa; Chordata; Mammalia; Carnivora; Phocidae. The record is from RefSeq and is a predicted model, not a curated record.
AUGGAGAGCGGUGGACCGAAGGUGCUGGAAACAGCGGAGGAGAUCCAGGAAAGGCGUCAGGAGGUGUUGACUCGCUACAAGAGGUUCAAGGAGCUGGUUGCUGAGAGGGGUCAGAAGCUUGAAGAUUCCUAUCACUACCAGGUUUUCAGACGAGAUGCAGAUGACCUAGAGAAGUGGAUCUUGGAGAAACUCAAGAUUGCAGAUGAUAAGAGCUAUGAAGACCCAACUAACAUACAGGGCAAGUAUCUGAAACAUGAAUCCUUCGAAGCAGAAGUACAAGCAAAAUCAAGGGUCAUUCCUGAACUGGAAGAAAUCAGGGCAACCCGAUUUGCUGAGGGGCAUUUUGCCCAUGAGGACACCAAGGCCCAUCUGGAAGAGCUGCACAAACUAUGGGACCUGCUGGUGGAACUGACUCAGGAGAGGGGCGCCCUGCUGCUGCGGGCCCUGAAGCUCCAGCAGUACCUGCAGGAGUGCACUGACAUCUUGGAGUGGAUCGGAGACAAGGAGGCUAUAGUGACGUCAGUGGAGCUGGGUGAGGACUGGGAGCGCACGGAGGUUCUGCAUAAGAAGUUUGAGGAGUUCCAAACAGACCUGGAAGCUCGACGGGAGAAAGUGGACGGAAUAAACCAGUAUGCCAAUGAGUGCGCUGAGGAGAACCAUCCUGAGUUGCCCUUGAUCAAGCUGAAGCAGGAUGAGGUGAACACCGCCUGGAAGCGUCUCCUCAAUCUGGCUCUGCAACGACAGGCAACACUGUCCAGUGCUGCAGACCUCCAGCGAUUCAGAAGGGAUGUGACUGAAGCCAUCCAGUGGAUCAAAGAGAAGGAGCCUCAGGUCACCUCUGAGGACUAUGGCAAAGACCUUGUUAGCUCUGAGGCCCUGUUUCAUAGUCACAAGGGCCUUGAGAGGAGCCUUGCAGUCAUGGAGGACAAGGUGAAGGAGUUAUGUGCCAAAGCGGACAAGCUGAAGCUUUCCCAUCCUCCAGAGGCAUCUCAGAUCCAACAGAUGAAAGAGGAUCUGGUCUCCAACUGGGAGCACAUUCGAGCCUUGGCUACCAACAGAUAUGCGAAGCUGGAGGCUUCUUGCGGGUACCAGAGGUUCUUAUCUGACUAUGAGGAGCUAUCAGGCUGGAUGAAGGAGAAGACCGCUCUGAUCAGUGCUGAUGAGCUGCCCACAGAUGUGGCUAGUGGGGAGGCCUUGCUGGACCGGCAUCGACAACACAAGCACGAGAUUGACUCUUAUGAGGAGCGAUUCCAAUCUGCUGAUGAGACUGGUCAGGCUCUGCUGGAUGCUAGUCACGAAGCCUCUGAUGAAGUUCGGGAAAAGAUGACAAUACUUGCCGACGACUGGGCGGCCCUGCUGGGGCUGUGGGACCAGCAGCAGCUUCAGUACCUGCAGUGCUGGUAUCUGCAUCUCUUCUAUCGCGACAGUGAGCAAGUGGACAGCUGGAUGAGCAGACAAGAGGACUUCCUGGAGAACGAGGACUUGGGGAACUCCCUGGGCAGCGUGGAAGCCCUUCUUCAGAAGCAUGAUGACUUUGAGGAGGCCUUCACCGCCCAGGAAGAGAAGAUCACAACCGUAGACAAUAAUGCAAAGAAGCUGAUUGACAGUGAUCAUUAUGACUCCGAGAACAUUGCUGCUCUUCGGGAUAGCCUCUUGGCCCGGCGGGAUGCCCUACGUAAGAGGGCUGCCACUCGGCGCAAACUCCUGGAGGAUUCAUGGCUUCUGCAGAAACUGUAUGAGGACUCAGAUGACCUAAAGAAUUGGAUCAACAAGAAGAAAAAGUUGGCAGAUGAUGAAGAUUACAAGGAUAUACAGAACUUGAAGAGCCGGGUUCAAAAGCAGGAAGAGUUUAAAAAUGAAUUGGAAGAUUAUCAACGCCUGCUCAAUACACUAGAGAAAACUGGCCAGGAGAUGAUUGAGGCUGAUCACUAUGCCUCGGACAAGGUGGCUGAUCGUGUGGGUGAGGUUGUCAGCCUCUGGAAGGAGUUGUUGGCGGCUACAGAGCACAAAGGGAACCAGUUGUAUGAAGCUAACCAGGAGCUGCAAUUCAAGAACACUGCAGAAGACUUGGAGCAUUGGCUGGGGGACAUGGAGCAGCAGGUGGCCUCUGAGGACUACGGGAAAGGCCUGGCCGAUGUACAGAACCUACUCAGGAAACACGGCUUCCUGGAGUCUGCUGUGGGCACUCAUCAGGAUCAGGUGGACACCCUCAUAGACCUGGCAGCAUAUUUUGAAAAAAUAGACCAUCCUGAUGCUGGGAACAUAAAAGCAAGGCAGGAGUCCCUGGUGUCCCGGUUUGAAGCUCUGAAGGAACCACUGAGCACCCGGAAAAAGAAGCUCAUUGACUUUCUCCACCUGCAUCAGAUCUGCAGGGAUACAGAGGAUGAGGAAGCCUGGAUCCAAGAGACUGAGCCCUCAGUGGCUUCCACCUACCUUGGCAAGGACCUGAUUGUCUCCAAGAAGCUUCUGAACAGACACCAAGUCAUCCAGGAUAACAUUGCCAGUCAUGAGCCACACAUCCAAGCAAUAACGGAGAAGGGAAACAAAAUGGUAGAGGAAGUACCACUGGAGUCAGUACCACAGGAGCUCAGUAUCACAGGAGUCAGUGCCACAGGAGUCCAUACCACAGGAGCUCAGUACCACUGGAGUCCGUACCACAGGAGCAAAGUACCACAGGAGCUCAGUACCACAGGAGUCAGUACCACAGGAGCUCAGUACCACAGGAGCUCAGUACCACAGGAGUCAGUGCCACAGGAGCUCAGUACCACAGGAGUCCAUACCACAGGAGUCAGUACCAUAGGAGCUCAGUACCACAGGAGUCAGUACCACAGGAGCUCAGUACCACUGGAGUCAGUACCUCAGGAGUCAGUACCACAGGAGCUCAGUACCACAGGAGUCAGUACCACAGGAGUCAGUACCACAGGAGUCCAUACCACAGGAGUCAGUACCACAGGAGCUCAGUACCACUGGAGUCAGUAUCACAGGAGCUCAGAAAAUAAGAUCACUGAGUUGGACCAUGUUGCGGAGCAGCUCAUAGCUGAUGACCACUAUGCCAAGGAGGAGAUUGCUGCUCGGUUCCAACGGGUGCUAGACAGAUGGAAUGCUCUAAAAGAACUGCUGAUUGCUGAGCGGACAAAACUUGGUGACUAUGCUGACCUCAAAAAAUUCCACCAUGACCUUGAGGACCUGGAGGAAUGGAUCAGUGAGAUGCUGCCCAUAGCCUGCGAUGAAUCCUACAAAGAUCCCACCAACAUUCAGAGAAAAUACCUGAAGCACCAGGCUUUUGAAAAUGAGGUCCAGGGCCGAGCUGAGGAGGUGGAGGGAGUCCUCAACUUGGGGAACUCUCUGAUUGAGCGGGAGGCAUGUGACGGCAAUGAAGAGACCAUGAAGGGUCAGCUGGAAGAGCUGGACAAACACUGGAACUACCUGCUUGAGAAAACAAUUGACAAAGGACAGAAGCUCAACGAGGCGAGUCGCCAACAGAGGUUCAACACAGGCAUCCAGGACUUUAAGUUCUGGCUCUCAGAGGCAGAGACCCUGCUGGCCAUGAAAGAUCAGGCCAGAGACUUGGCUUCAGCAGGAAACUUGCUCAAGAAACAUCAGCUGUUGGAAACAGAGAUGUUGGCCCGAGAGGAUGCACUCAAGGACCUGAAUGAGUUAGCUGCUGAUCUGCUCUCCAGUGGCACUUUCAAUGUUGACCAGAUUGUGGAGGAAAGGGAUAAUGUCAACGAGCGCUUCCUGAAUGUCCAGGACUUGGCAGCCACACACCAUGAGAAACUCAAAGAGGCUUAUGCCUUGUUCCAGUUCUUCCAGGACCUAGAUGAUGAGGAAUCAUGGAUAGAGGAGAAGCUGUUACGCGUGAGCUCCCAGGACUAUGGGAGGGACCUUCAGGGGGUGCAGAAUUUGCUGAAGAAGCACAAGCGCUUAGAGGGGGAGCUGGUGGCCCACGAACCCACCAUCCAGAGUGUGCUGGAUGCGGCAGACAGGCUGGGAGAUAGGGCUGCUGUGGGACAAGAGGAGAUCCAGGAACGGCUGACUCAUUUUUUUCAACACUGGGAGGAGCUCAAAGAGUUGGCGGCAGCUCGAGGGCGUCACCUGGAGGAAUCCCUGGAGUACUUGGAAUUCAUGCAGAAUGCGGAGGAGGAGGAAGCUUGGAUCAGUGAAAAGGAAGCUAUGGUUGCCCGAGGGGGCUCUGGAGACACACUGGCCAUGACUCAGGCUGAACACUUUGGCCAUUCUAUACAACAUCAUACUGGAGGUCCAAACCAGUGUAAUAAUCUGCGCUAUGUGCUUCACAUUUUCAUUGUCGGGAAUAAAACCAAUAAACAUUACAAGGAAUUUGGCAAAAUGCAGACCCUAUCAAUGCUAGCUAUUAAACAUGUUGACAUGUGGGAAAGGAAAAACAAGAGCUCAGUAUAG